Paramecium octaurelia is the source of this 1785-nucleotide messenger RNA. The record is from the annotation of a GenBank genome assembly. Lineage: Eukaryota; Ciliophora; Oligohymenophorea; Peniculida; Parameciidae.
AUGAUUUAUUAUGUGAUAUUCUCUUUACUUCUGAACCUGAGUUUGUAAUCAACAAGAAUCAGGACCAAAGAAUCAUACACAACAAACUAUGAAAUUGAGCAAGACACAAUCAAGAUGGCUCAUAAAAAACAAAUAGUAUAUGUGCUAAAGUAGACAUAUUAAAAUAAUCAAAGUUUGACAAAUGCAUAUGAUGUUGAUGUAUUUGGGGAUUCUGAAACUCCAAUAUAGACACCAUACCUUUCUUUGGACAAUGAAGAUGUUGAAAUGUUAGAAGUGAAAAAUUGUAAAUACUGAAUUUGAAUUCUAGAAUGUGUAGGUGUUCCUAAACAUCCUUAGUUAAAAGAGAUUUUGCAGUACAAAAUCAAAGAUGCCACUGAAGAUUCUUAUUACACAGAUAUGGUGACUCUAUCAGAGUAUUCGAAUUUAUUUUUAAUGACUCAAGAAUUACUUCUCAUAUAAGUAAAGCUGCGUUGUAGUGAUUCAGGAUGGAUUGCUUAAGAGUCAUAGAGUGUCUUUGAUUUGAAAAAGUACCUUAGUUUGCCAAAUCCAACAAUCAAAACUAACGCUUAAUUUAGCUGUCCUAAAGUAUGUAAUUUUGUAUAGGAUUUAAUAGAAACAUCUGAAUUGCUUGAUCGUAACUCCAUUCGGAGGAUUUUGGGUUUCCAAAUUUUCAGAUUUUGAUUCAAAUGAUUUGCCCAUUGAGCCUCAGCCUGAAUAAAGGAUUUUACAAAGGAAGAUAAUUCAUAAAGUUUCUACCUUUGGAGAGUAUUUAGCAGUAGCAGUAGGUGCUGAUGGAGUGGAUGUAUACACUUAUGAAUUGGAUAACAAGGACAUAUAUAAACGAAGCAUUCUGCACUUAUUAACAAUCUCAAAGUAAUAAUUCAAUGUUACGGUUAACAUAAUUGGGGUGAAAGUGUAAGAUGACAAACUAUUUUGUCUAGAUGAAACUUAAGGAUUAUUUGUUUUCAAUACUUCGAAUAUAAGAAAGCCAAAUCUAAUAAUGGAUAUACACAUACCGAGAACUGUAGCAUUUGAAGUAUAUGAGAAUACAGUUUUAGUUGUUGCUUAAACUCCAAGCAAUAUUGAAUACAUAAUGGAAAUCUUCAUAGACUUAAGAGAUCAUUCAUAUUUUGUGAACAGGGUUUUUGUUGAUGAUUUUACUUAUAGGGAUUUGUAGAUCAAUCCAAAUUAUGCAUUUUUGAUAGGAGAGGAAGCACAUUUAAUAAUUAAACAUUCAAUUUUCAAUGGAUUUGUAAAAUACAAUAAGGAAUUGGUGAAAACUUUCUUUGAAAAUUAAUUGGUGCGCUUUGAAUUAUACAGUAAAUCAAGUGAACCUGCGGAGUAGAGAUUCAAGGAAACUUUCUAUUAUGUAGGAUUAUCUCGUUAAGCUAUCCACGUAUGGAAAUUCAUGGAUUAUCAUGCCUUUUUACUCUGUAGUUUUGAUGAGAGAUCAGAACAUGAAAUAGUCGUUAAAUUAAACUCUACGUCUUGUGAUGAAAAUGUCAAAAGAGAGAGUCUAUAUCAAUAAUGUUAAGCGGAUUAAAAAAUUAAUAUUAUGGUUUCAGGACCUCUGUUCUAUUCGGAUACCUUUACAAUUUUGGUCUUUAUUCUCAUUUUUUUGGGCGUAACAAUAAAAGUUAAACUUAGAUUGUACUUUGCAUAAUUUGUAUAUGUGUCUGUGUUCGAUGGAAAAGAUUGCUGAGGGAAUUGGAGGAGAACAGAUACUAAAUAAAAGAAAUGAAGAAGUAUGGCCAUUUGCCAGAAUAGGAAUAAUAUUCAAUAUGA